Messenger RNA from Salmo salar (Atlantic salmon), 1017 nucleotides. Its product is annotated as hatching enzyme 1.2-like. Lineage: Eukaryota; Metazoa; Chordata; Actinopteri; Salmoniformes; Salmonidae. Gene Ontology annotation, biological process: proteolysis. Gene Ontology annotation, molecular function: metalloendopeptidase activity; zinc ion binding. The record is from RefSeq and is a predicted model, not a curated record.
AUGGAGCAAAGCCCCUCUCUCACCCUGCUGCUGCUACUGCUGCUGCUGCUGCUGGACCUCUCUCAGGCCAACCCUCUGAUGGAGGAUGGAAGUGGACCAGAGAUUCUAACAGACAACCCUGAGGCUGUAGACAUCACUGAGAGAAUUCUGACCACUAAUAACGGCUCCAGUCAGUUUCUGUUGGAGGGAGACAUGGUGGCACCGACAACCAGAAACGCCAUGAUUUGCUUUAGUGCAGGGUGUUUCUGGAAAAAAGGCUCUAACGGAUUGGUUGAAGUGCCCUACACAGUGAGCAGUAGCUUCAGUUCCUCAGACAAGCAGAGCAUUGAGAACGCCCUCCGGGCCUUCCCUUCCAAGACCUGCAUUCGCUUCGUGCCUCGGCAGAAUCAGGUUGACUUCAUCAGCUAUGAGCCCAGAGACGGGUGCUGGUCCUCUCUUGGGAGAGUGGGAGGCCAACAGACGGUCUCUCUCCAAAUGGACGGCUGCGUUUACUUCGGCGUCAUUCAGCACGAGACUCUCCACGCUCUGGGCUUCCAGCACGAACAAACCAGGAGUGACCGUGACCAGUAUGUCGAGAUCAACUGGAGUAACAUCGACUCUAACAACGCCUACAACUUUGAUAGAUCAAACACCAACAACCUGAACACUCCCUAUGACUACAGCUCUGUCAUGCACUACGGAAAAACAGCCUUCUCUAUCAACGGGAUGGACACCAUCACCCCCAUCCCCAACCCCAACGUGUCCAUCGGCCAGAGACAGGGGUUGUCCACCACUGACAUCCUGAGGAUCAACAGACUCUACAGCUGCUGAGAGGAAGACGUCAAGUCACAGGAGAAAAGUCUGGAAAAGACCAGAUGAAGGAAGUCUAGUCUGACAUAUAUAAUGUUAUCUUAUUGAUUUAAAAUCAUUGUUUAGUUGUAACUUUAAAAAAAAGAUCAUUGCUGUAGUUGUGUGGUUCUCAAAUUAUUUUAAUCAUGUGACUUAGUUAAUUAUCUAAAAUAAACAAGAUUGAAAGCA